Molecule: messenger RNA, 11115 nt
Organism: Porites lobata
Lineage: Eukaryota; Metazoa; Cnidaria; Anthozoa; Scleractinia; Poritidae
Source: the annotation of a GenBank genome assembly
CCUUGUCUACAAGGCUGGGUGCGAUUUAACGGAUACUGCUAUCUUGUCUGUAGCUCUUUCAAGACUUGGCAAAAUGCCCAAGCGUACUGCAAAGGACUGGGAGGAAAUCUGGUGAAAAUCAACAGCAAGGAAGAAAACGAGUUUGUACUAAACCUCGUAAACAAGCUCGCCCCAUCGCUGAAGCAGAUUUGGAUCGGACUCGAGUGGGACUCUCGCGUAAAGGCCUUUGUGUGGUACGAUCAUUCAGUUCCCUCCUUUACCAAAUGGGCCCCACUUGAGCCGAAUGGAAAGGCCGGAGAGCCUUUUGGCCUCAUGUGGACUGGUUACGCAGGGAUUUCUGUUAGGGCAUCUGGCGAUUGGAACGAUGUAGCAGGUGGACAGUUUGGACUUGUCUGCAAGAAGCUGCCCUAGACGUUAAGCCAGCUUCAUUCAUGAUCAAAGCCGAAAGUAGAGUUUAGUGGAAAAGUUAACGCAGAUUCUGAGUCGGCAUUUUAAAAUGCAGUCAAAAAGUUAUUUUAGCGCUAACGUCUAGAGGGUUAAAAAACGGCUUGUGAAUCGAAUAACGUAUGAAAAUAAACAGCCUGUAUCCUGUUUCAUGUUGUUUUUUUUCCUUUUAUAUAGAUAAUUCCUUUUAUGGCUCACUUACGUCUUUCACAUGAGAAAGUGGCCAAAAUUCUAAAUUCGACAAAUUCCAAAUUUUAUUGGUUAAAACGCUUAAAAACAAGUGGAAGCAAGUGAAAUUAUUUUCAUUUGAUUGGUAACAGAACGGGAUUUCACUCAUAGACCCGUGAGUUGGGACUUUUUUAAUCAGGAGGGUCGGCAAGAAAAUCCAGAACUGAGUUCUUGCGUAAAUGUGCGUAUUGCAAGUCAGUUCUAGUCUCUCUUUCAAUAACUUCUCAAGCGAAGUUACGCUUCUUCCGACCUGCUACCAAAGUAAGUGCCGCGAGUUGCACACACAAGACCGUAUGCCCUUAGAACAGGAGAAACUGUUUCUGUGCCUGCCUCCCCAAGAACUAACAGAUUUGGAAAUUUUUGCACAAUCAAUUACCAGAAUCACGGUUAAAAUACCGAAAUGUGAUGUGCCUUAACAUUAACAGUUAUAUCUACGUGUUAUCAUUCCGAAGUAUUAUUAUAUACAUACUGAGAAAUACUCACCAAAAAGCUAUGUCGUAAAUUUUCGUACGCAAAUUAGUUCUAGCCAAUCAGAGGAGCGAACGAUGGUUUUCACACGUGAAAAAAAUGAUACGUCCAAUCAGAAGCCUCAGAGGUGUGUGAGUUUCGCGCCAAAAUUCCCGCCUUUUAUUGCAGCUUGCAGCGCCGCUUCGCACACAUUCAACGAGAAAAGUUUUACUCAAAGAGUUUUUCUCGCUAAAAAAGCAGGGGCACCCAACGACAAGUUUCGGAAAAAUAUCUGUUCGAAAGACGAUUUGAGAUCUAGAAUUUUCGGAACAUUUGUUGUAAAAUUUCUUGCUUGCCUGCCUCACCUAGGAUUUUCGAACAUAUAUACUGAAAUGGUAUAAUUGCCUAUUUUUAACGGAUCUUUACCUUAAAAAGGUCACCUAGAAUUUUCGGGAGCCUUUUUUCUGGCUGAAAUUUUCGAAAAGGCGAGUUUUGAUCCCUAUAAUUUUCGGAUCACUAGACUUUCAGCUAGGAAAUCCGAACAAAUUAAAAAUUUUUAGGGGAUAAAAAUAUUCCUUUAUCUACCGUUUAAAUACUAAAAUACGUUUAACAAUGCUAUGUUUAAGUGGUUUUGAACUAUAUUCUCGUUGGCUGCCCCUGAAAAAGGUAAAAAUAUUUCGGAAAUGGAGUGGAAUAGUUUCGUUUGCUUCACUGUCGAUAAAGAAAACAGUAGUGAGCCGGCGAAACAACAUCGGAAAGGGAAAAACAGAACGAGACGUAAGCUUUUGUUGUGCUUUUUGUCGGAGCUACUUUGCCUUUCAUUUAAGCUUAAGUUUAUAUUGAAACCGGCCAUUUUACUUAAAUUCACUCAUUUUCAAUUGUGCAUUGAGAACAAACAGUUAAGAUUACUUAUAGUUCUUGGAUUACCUCAUUUCCUUACCGUCAUUUAUGUUUUUAACAAACGUUGUUACUAAAUUAAAAGCUGAUACUUCGUUUUCGUUAUCAUUUUGCGGUAAGUGUACUGUGUAGCGGCAAAUUUUAGCAUUCUUGAGAGAUUUAAAAUAAAAAGGCCGCCAAAAUGAUGAAUGUCUCAGUAUGUAUAUAAUAAACACAAUACCACGUGGAAAGUGCUUUGUACGGUAUUUACGCUCUCGUUGUUUUUGUAUCAGAAAACUUACUCGUUCGCUGCCCUCACUCGUUCGGUUUCUGAUACGUCAACAACUCGUGCGUAAAUACCGUACGCCAGCACUUUCCAUGAAGUAUUCUCUAUUUAUUGUAUGUAAUUAAUAACCCGCCAAGUAAUCAUGUGUAAUUCAGUUUAUGUUGCAAAAAGGUUGAAUAGACGAUUAUUAUUAUUAUUAUUAUUAUUAUUAUUAUUAUAAGUGUACCGCUGAGAAAUUAAUUAGACCUCUUUUAAAUCCACCAGAAAGGAAAAUGAAAAAAUUGUUUUAUCCGCUCACUCAUCUCAGAUCCUAGCUUUACCACAUGUUGGAAAUGAAAGUAUUCAGCCUUCGAAAUUUGAUGGUCUGUUCUUAGAAUUAUUCACAAGUCGAGAUAUAAAAGCCCAGAUCAGAGGCGAGGGACACAAAAGAAUCGACGAAGACGAUGAGGAUCGAAUGUUCGAGUUCUCAAAAAAACGCCUCAAGCGGCGUUAUUCUAACCUCUUCACCAGAUUUCCUUUUCAUUGCUGGUUUGCACGUGCGUCACGGCAGCUACUUUGGUGGUCAAGAACUCUAGAACCAUGAAAACUCUAUUUUUAAGUAAAUUCUUCGAGAAAACUCUAUUGUAUUGACCCCAAGAUGGCCGCCUUUUUGUCGCGCGGUUGCAAACCAAGAAUUCCUUUUUUGCACAUUGAGCUCGGAUUUCGCUCUUUUUUAGUUGGGAAUAUAUUACACAGACAGCUCCCAAAUCAAACCAUAUUGAUUAUUUGAAGGGAAAUAUGGGGCUAAAGAACAUCUAAUUAAAUUAAAGAAGAAGGGGUUUUGUCUAGCCUGCGUGCAGACGAUAACUAAACUCUGAUUAGUACCGUCUGCGAAGCAGCGCAGAGAUGCUUGUUCUGGACCCCCAACGGACUCAACGAAUUACCGGAAGUGCGUUUCGAAUUUCCCUUCAACCUGAUUGGCUAUUACCAGCCUUGCGACAAACAAAACAAAGGUCUUUUUUAACUGGCCAAUCGUGGUGCGUACUCAAAUCUGGGUACACAGCUGGAAGUCCAGAACAAGGAUUUCGGCGCUGUUUCGCAGACGGAGUUAACCAGAGUUUAAUUUCGUCUGCGCGCAGGCUAGGUUUUGUCCGACAUGUUUAAAACGUAGGGCCCAGUUGUUCGAAGGCCGAUUAGCGCUUAAACCAAGGUUAAGUUUAACCCGGGUUUCUUUUUCUUUUGUUCAAAAGCCUUUUCCUAGAUAAUUGUCUCGGUUUUUUGUAAGAGCAUGCGAUCAUCAACUUGUUGACAAAAAGAACUAAACUAAAUUUACUUUUGAAGCUUUCACAUCUGAAUACAAAUUUUGCACUAACCCUGGGUUAUCUUAACCCAGCUUUGAACAACCCGGCCAAAGGUAUAAGAAUAUAUCUGUUUCUGAUUGGCUCAAAUUCCCCGGGUAAAUCUUCACAGCCAGAUACGCCUUGACCGCUGAUUCGGGAGACGUUUGUGAUAUCCAGUAAAACGAUGGCAAAAAAACUAAUCAACUACAGACUAUCGGACACCAACCGGGAAGCUCUGGGUACAAGGUGGAGUGGGAAAAAAAGGCAGAGAAUUUCACACGUUUUGCGAAGAACAGCUUAUUUAAUUUUUGCUAAAAACAUUGCAAGAACGGCAAAAAUACAACUCACGAUCUGCUAGACUAAAUAGAUCGGUCAGCGGUCAUGGAGCGAGAUGGCCGCGAAAUUUAAAGUUCCGUGUUGAAGAGAAAUUAAGUUAAAGUUUCUUUUCAAAUUUUCUUCCAUUUUAACUUUUCAUGUCAAAAUCCUUUAUGUAAACGAUGUCUGCAACUAAGAGAGGAAAACAGAAGCAACAGGCAGAAGUUUCGGAGGAAGAAGACUUCGAAACAUUUGUAAGAGAGUCGCUUGGGCAACUGAGCAAAGGCCAGAAACAAAUCAUUCAGGACAUCUCAAACUUAAAAGCUAAAGUAAAGCUGAAUGAAACAGCGUUAGAUAAAAUAUCUAGCCAAUUUAAGACCCUCAACGACAGCUUUGAAGAACUCAAGGGCGAGCUUCAUGACGCGAGGUGUAAAGUCGACGAGAUGAAAAGCUCCGUUCAAAAACACGCUAAGCAAAUUGAGGGAAUGCGUGAAAGACUGCUGUCCCUUGAGCGGUAUUCUCGAGAAUACUAACGAGGAUUGUGUCCAAAAAGUCCGUGACAUUUUAUCCAAUCAGCUUGAUAUGGAGUCGGAGUUUGAAAACGCGCAUCGUGUUGGUCCCCGAAAUGACGACAAACCGCGAGUAAUUAUUUGCAAGUUCCUUUAUCGUCCACAGAGGUAUAAAGUUAUCCAGAAGAAGCGUGAUCUUGAGGAUGGUAUUUGGGUUACAGAGGACCUAAUCUGGGAAGAUCGUGAAGCAAAGAAGAAAUCAAAAGAGGUAAUGAAGGAGGCAUUUAAAAAUGGUAAAAAGCCUAGAUUCGCGCGUGGAAACUCUACAUAGACGGAGCUCUUUAUCGCAAAACAUAACUUCAUGGUCAAGUCAGAAUAUGUAGGCAUCAUUAUCUCGUACUUACGUUAAAAAUUUUUCGAAAAUUUAAGUCAAUUUUGUGACUGUAAAUGACAAGCGACGUAUACGACCCAGAUUUAAAUAUUCAGUCUUUUAAUGACCUAGGCAUAUUUACAUUAGAAGAGCUUAAUCAACUUUCGCAUGUUGUCAAACCUCAACUCUCGGCGCUUCACUUAAAUAUAAGAAGCCUAAGCAAGCAUUUCGACGAGCUAUGUCGUCUUUUGAAUUCAUUUCCCUUCCAGCUAAUUUGUUUGCUUGUUCUGAAACUUAGAUUACCCCCCAAGUUGACAUAAGCAGCUUGCAAAUCUCAGGUUACAAUAUCAUAACUGACAAUCGCACGUUUUCUACAGGUGGCGGAGUUGCUUUAUAUAUAAAAUCAAGUUUUGAAUAUCAUUUAAGAAAUGAUUUAAAGAUAGCUGGUGUUGAAAAUAUUUGGGUUGACACACAAGACUUGCUCAUUGGCGUUAUUUAUAACCCUCCCAGUGGGUCCCAACGCGAUUUUAUUGAUGAAUUUGAAAACGUUCUGCAUUCCGUCUUUUUGUCUAAGAGAAAGUGUCUGAUCUUAGUUGACUUCAACAUCAAUACACUCGUCAAGAGCACAAUAGCAAAAGAAUACCUCAACUUGAUCUACUCAGAAGGUUUUAAUCCUUUGAUUCUCGAAGCAACUCGCGUAACUGAGUCAACAACAAGUUGUAUAGACCACAUUCUUUCUAACUUUGUGUCGUCAAGUACUAGUGGUAGCAUUGCUAUAGAAAUAGCUGGCCAUCUUCCACUCUUUACUCUUUCAUAUGACCCUACGCUAAGUCCCUUUCCCAAUAAAAUUGAAAUUAGAGAUUUUAAAAGGUUUGACAACAUUGCUUUUCCGAGAAAGCGUCGAGGAAUGCUAAUUGGACACCAGUAUACAAGGGCUAUGAUGUGAAUGAAAGCUUAACUAGGUUCUUCCACACCUUUAAUAGCAUUAGCAAUUCACAUGCACCGCUUAAAUCGAUAAAUAUAAAAGAUAAGUCCGACAAGCCCUGGGUGACGAAGGGAUUGAGAAAAUCAAUCAAAAUUCGUAACGAGCUCUAUAAAAAAUGGUUGACAACUCGAAAUAAUUAUUAUCAUAAGCAAUAUAAAAUUUAUCGAAACAAGAUUGUUUCAAUUAAUAAAGCCCUUCGAACCAUAUACUAGAUAGUGUACUUAAGGAUUCCACAAAAACAAAAAAAAUGUGGGAUAGUGUUAACCUUAUAAUCAAUAAAAAGCGGCCAUCCUCGAAUAUUGACAAUCUGAAAGUUAAGGAUAAAAAUCUCCAGCAACCAUCUUCAAUAUCAAAUGCUAUUAACAGGUACUUCUGCAAUGUUCCAACUGCACUUGCUUCUAUUAAAAUUGCCUAAAGCGGAUCGCCACUUCUCAACCUAUAUAAGGAGGAAAAAAUCAACCUUUCGCUUUGCUCAAGUAAAGGAAAUCGAGGUUUAUCUACUAUUAGAAAGUAUCGACACUAAGAAAUCAUUUGGCUAUGAUAAGGUACACCCGCUUUUAUUAUCCUCUGCUGCACUUGAAAUAUUUCGACCGCUGACACAUAUCAUAAGUUUAUCACUUAAACAUGGCAUAUUCCCUGAUAACUUGAAAAUUGCCAAAGUUAUACCAAUCUUUAAACGAGGCUCUCGUUCCUCAUGCAAUAACUAUCGCCCCAUAUCAGUUCUUUCAGCAUUAAAAAAAAUUUUUGAGAGAUGCAUUCUUAACCAAUUAUCAUUUUAUCUCACCUAUGAAGAUAUUUUGGUACCAAAUCAAUAUGGCUUUAGAUCUGCCAUGACUACGGUUGACUGCUUGGUAGACCUUAUAGAUGAGAUAACGAAAGCCCUUGACGAAGAAAAUUAUGCCAUUUCCAUAUUUCUAGACCUAAGUGAAGCAUUCGACACAGUCAACCAUUCUAUCCUGUUAUCAAAACUUGACGUAUAUGGUAAACGAGACAUUGAAAAUCAGUGGUUUAGGUCUUACCUAAACAAAAGGAAGCAAAAAGUGUUUGUUAAUGGCGUCGAAUCUGACUUUCUAAAAGUAAACUCAGGAGUACCGCAAGGGUCGAUCUUAGGUCCGGUUCUUUUCCUAGUUUAUAUAAAUGAUAUUGUUAAUGCGACUAACUACUUUUCCAUAAGACUAUUGGCCGAUGAUACUUCGCUGACCUUGGCUGGUAAGGAUUUAGAAUUAUUGCUACAGCGAAUAAAUUCUGAAUUGCCAGCAAUUUAUAAAUGGCUUUGUUCAAAUAUAUUAACUCUGAAUUUAAGUAAAACAAAAUACCUGGUCUUCCAACCGAGACAAAAAGUCAAUUCUAACUUACACCCUCCUUUAAAAAUUGCCGACCAAUAUCUUGAGCAGUCGUACAACAUUAAAUACUUAGGGUUAGUUAUUGAUUGCGUUUGUCUUGGCAUGAUCAUAUUGACCACAUCAGUAGUAAAAUCAGCAAAAGUGUAAAUAUCAUCGCAAAACUGAAAGGACAUGUAACAACCCAGUCUUUGAUAAGUAUCUAUUAUGCACUUGUCUACCCCUAUUUAAACUACGGUUGCAUUCUGUGGGGUAAUAAUUACGAAGCUCCAGUAUCACAAUUAGUAAAGUUGUGAGAGUCAUUAAUAACUUUCCACUUCGUGAUCAUAUUACGCCUCAUUAUGCAAACCUUGGCCUAAUCAAGCUUCCUGACAUUGUUAAGCUAAAUACCUGCCAGCUGAUUUACGAUCACUUUGUAGAUAAAAAGCCGUCUAAUUUCACGCUGGCCUCGGUAUCUGAGCAACAUAAUUAUGACACAAGAAGUGCACUCCUACAACACCUAAAUCCCAGUAGCUUUAGAAUAAAUUUAAGAAAAUUCUGUCCAACAGUCAUAGGAUGCUAUUAUUGGAAUGAUAUUCCUUUAUCUAUAUGUGAAAAAAACAACUAAAAAAUUGUUUAAAAGAGCACUUUUCAACUAUUAUCUUGCUCAGUAUUAAUCAUCGCCACACCGACUCUCAAAUGUUACAUUUUUUAUGAGUGUGUGUGUAUGUGCUUUUCUUUUUUCCUCUCUUUUGAAUAUUUUUAAUAUAUUUUUCAUAGUUUAUAGGGUUUAUACUUUUCUCUUUUUUUCUCUUUUAACCUAAAUAAAACUGUAAUUUAAUCAAAGGGCAAGUAAUUAGUUUAACUAUAUCCUGCCCUCUAAAUUUAUUCUUGUAACCUGAUAUUUAAUUCUACAAAUAGCAUCUUUAAUUCUUCAAUCUUGUAAUACAAUAUAAAUGGCUUGUAAAAAAAAUAAAUGGAGGAAAAAAUAAACAAAUUGACUAAAUAUCCGUUUUUACCCUGCGAAUUUGCCGAGGUACAGACAAAAGAAGACGGGAUACAGGAAAGCAUGUUUUAAAGUACCAUUUAUUUUAAGUGAAUAAUAAACAUUUACACUAGGGUGAAAACGUUUGUUAGUUGUUUUAUGUGGCAAAAAAAAGUCUAGUGAAAGCGUAACUGAGAAAAGAUGUCUAAAGUACUUUGGGAGUUAAUCCGUCACAGAAAAAUUUUCGCCGUCAGACAAUAUCAUACGCUAUAUUUUUACGCCAGAACAAUAUCAUAUGCUGUAUUUUUGUGCCAGAACAUAAGAUUUUAAGUAGCUUGCUCUGUCAUUUCCUGAACCCAGAUUCAACGCAAUGAAAGCCAGGUAUUGGUAUCACAAAAUAGCAAUUUAAAGAGUUCAGUUACAUUAAAUGUCAGGAUGGUAUUCCGGAAAUCACUUAUCGAGAAUGUCGAGGAGCCUUGCCAAGUAAAAUUUAUUUCCGCUGUGCCCGAGAAAGUGGAUUUCAAUUUCAGUUUUUACGAAAGCUUAGAGCCUUUUUUUAAAUUUUUUUUUUAAAAAGCAGAGAUCAUCUGUUUUUCAUUGCUCGAACCCCAGCGAACAAAAUAAUGGAAUAAAGAGAAGCCCGUACGGUCACUGCUGACAUCGAGAGUUUUUCGUUUUUUUUUUUUGUCAAUGCACAGUCGGAAAAUCAGUCUACAAUCACAAAUCUAAAAGCUAGUGACUAUGAUAAUAUGUAUUUAUAAUAGCUGUUAAGUAUACUAAGUAGUGUAUAUAAUAAUGAAAAUUGUUUAUGGCUUAAAAUGUCUUUUGUAGCUCUGUGGUGGUAACAAUUUUUUGUAGUUUUUGUAUUAUUAUUUAUAAGUGUGAAAAAAAAUUUUAACAGUUGUUAAAGUACAUGAAAAAGCAAGUGACCGCAGAUGAUUAAGUGAUUAAGUGCUUAUAAAAUAACACUUCAUUUUUCAGUUUUUCUUGACUUCCCCAAAUCAUAUACAUUACAACCGACAAUACAAACAUUUGUCUAUUGAUGUAUUUUAACCGCACGCGUGGACGGCCGUGAGACGAAAAAGGUCAAUCCAUUCGACGGACUCCCAAGAUUAGGUGAAGACAAACAGUCUAAACGGAGAUAAAAAUGUUUCCAGUUCUCCUUCAGCUUUAUCUUGCUAUUUGGUGCGCUUCAGGUAAGAUAGCCGCCGCCAAAUAGGGAAGACAUGAAUGAAAUUUGUGGAAGUGAAAAUCACGGUUCUGAAGGCUUCUGAGCAGGAGCGACAAUAAACCCUCUCUUUUAGUGAACUGCUAUCCCCCUCGGGGCCCUUUCUUAAGAGACUAUCGACACUUUUUUUGCAGUUACCUGUACAAGUGAACAAGUGGCCGAACUGCAACCACUCCAACCUUAAAACUAAUUUUUUUUGUUUAGCGAACAAAAACCCUUUUCGAACAAGAGUUAUUGGUAAAUAUCUUAACGAUUUCCUUCUGUGGUUGUGUCACCGAUUAAAGGGAACAUGGUGGUCCAACAUUACUGACCAAACAUGCAAGAGUAUUGGACCCACAUGUUGGAAGUCGUGUUUAAAGGGCCCUUUUUAUAGCCUAGACGUUUCUUUCAGUUCAGUCAGAAAAACACCCCAUACAGGAUGCUCAGGAUGGUGAUGAUCCGAGUGAAAAGUUAUUAAUGCAAACGCUACAAGGUGUUCAUAAAAGUCUCGGUAAGUAAACUUAAUCAUGGCUAGUGACGAUAAUGACAUGAUCAAACCGUCUAUUUCUUCUACACCGAGCUAUGCUGAGCAGGUUUACAAUAGAGGGAAAGGAAACACCCGGGGGACUCCAGUAUAAACGUGACGGGGAUACUGUUCAGAAAACUAAAAUUAAACCACCUAAGGGAGACCAAUGUGGGUGUGGCUGACGCUUAAACUGACCCCUAAAGGGGGCCAUACUAAAACAAACAUCUAAAUAAGAGCUUGUGUUUUGUGUCGUGCCCAGCAUGUCGAGUUCUUUUUUAAACGUUAAAUUUCUGUGUGGUCCAAGUCACGGCAUUUUUCGUAAAUUUCUUUACUCACAACCUUUUAGGAGCGACAAACGACAAGAUCAUACCUCUAAGCCACUACUGUACAACAAACUACGAGAAUAAUCAGUAUUUUCUUUAUAGAGUCAUAACAUUAAAACAGGCGAAGGAGAAGCAAAGGGACAAGAUUGAACAUAAGAACUUCGAAAUUUCUUAUUCGUUAAGUGUUGAUUUACACCUUUUGUCACUUAAUUCCGAUUUUUAAAUCCAACAACAAGAACCCCCUGUGUUUUAGUGUUUGAUUCGCCGAAGCUUAGUAAUUACCGGCUCUGUCUCAUUAUUUGCAAUCUUCCACAAAAGCUAAACCAAGUACUGCUCCCAUGAGGGUAGUCUUUGCAUGUCAGUUGCAUUCCAAGUUUUUUUGUUUGGGUCUAGGCCAGAAAACUUAAAUUUAAAUGUCGUCCUCGAAUCAAAAGCUCUCUAUUAAUCUAAUAGCACAAAUACAACAUUUCCAACAAGUCUCCUAACGGUUUUGAUGAUAUUUGUAAUGAAUUAAAUUUUUCCUUUCUUGAACACGUUUUAAAAAGCUCCUUGUCCCACUGGCUGGACGCAGUUCAGCAGCUUUUGUUACCUGGUCGAAAGCACCAUCAAGACUUGGCAACAAGCCCAAGCGUACUGCAAAGGACUGGGAGGAGAACUGGUGAAGAUCAACAGCUUCGAAGAAAACGAGUUCGUACUGAAGUUAGUUAAAAAACAAGCGCCAUCACUGAAUCAAGCUUGGAUCGGACUCAAGUGGAGCCCGAGAUUCAACGGCUUCAUCUGGUCCGAUAACUCAAUUCCAGUCUUUAAGUAUUGGGCUCGCUUCGAACCGAACGGAAACGCGCGGGAACCAUGCGGUCACAUGUGGACUGGGCACUCCUCCCACCUGCCUAUCCGCGCUUCCGGGUUCUGGAAUGACCUUCCAUGUGGGAUAAUUCCAGCGCUUCCCUGUGGUCUUGUUUGCAAGAGGCUCCCUUAG